AAGAAACGCCUAGUCUUUACGCAACAAUUCUAUCUGUACAUCAAUCUAUCGUUGAAACGUACACCGAAAAUAAAAUACGUAAUCAAGCUCAUUGUGUUCCUUUUCGUUUUGUUAAAAGUAUUUGUUGUACAUUUUAGUGUGUUUACAUUAUAUAAACAAUCGAAAGGAAAACAGAAAGUUAUGAUCCGGAAAAGCACAAUUAAUCGUACAAUAGAAAUUAUGUUCACUUUAUUCGGAAUAUGGCCACAUACUUCGUGCGUUCCAUUUUGUAGAAUAUUCUGGAUUAUUAGUAUAAUAGCGGUGCAAUUUUACCAUUAUCGGUACCUUCUAACACAUUUUCAUUCCGAUGAUCUUUUUAAUUUAAUGGACUGUUUAAGUAGCUUCCUAGCGUAUAUGAAAGUGAUGAUCAAGUUUAUUACGUUUUGGUUGAAUCAAGGAAAAUUCAUCAAAACUUUGGAAAUGGUUUCUCAGGAUUGGGAUAGUUGCGCCGAUAAUGAGAACAACAUGUAUGAAACAAUAGAUAAGGCGAAAUUAUCAAGUCGCAUUACCAACUCAAUGAUUAUUCUUCACACGGUCAGCGCCGUUGCAUACAGCACACGCAUCAUCCUGGCUAAUGUCGACGUCACCGACCAAUCAUUCGAGCCACCCUACAUUCAUAAAAUGCAACUUCCCUUCGACGUGAAUACACAAAGAACAUAUCAAGCGGUUUUAAUCACGCAAUGUGUGUACGUCGUCAUGUGCAGUUGGGCAGCUGGUGCUGUAAAUGCUUUGCUUUUAACAUUGGUUUUACAUAUAGGUGGUCAAAUGGAUAUCCUAUGUUAUUGGUUGACGAAUUUUGCGUCUAAGAGUGGAAAAAAGCACGAAUCAAUCACAAAAGACAAAAUCAUUCAGAAACAUCAGAAAAUCAUAAAUCUUUCAGAAAACGUUGAGCAUUUGUAUACGUAUAUUGCAUUGCUACAAUUUGCGUCAAAUACAAUAAUGAUAUGUUCAUUAGGAUUUCUUAUCGUAAGCGCAAUCGGCACACCUAAUGCAACAGAGCAGAUAAUGAGAUCUCUUCUAUUUUAUACCAUAACGAAUCUCGAAGCAUUUGUAUUUUGCUUUGCUGGAGAAUACUUAAAAAAUAAGAGUAAAGCAAUCGGUAUCGCAGCAUACAAUUCUGCAUGGUACAAUUUGAAACCUGAGGAUACUCAUAUUUUAUCGUUUAUAAUAUUAAGAUCGCAAAAACAACUGACGCUUACUGUUGGAAAAAUGGCAAAUCUCUCCUUAGAAUAUUUUGCAAGUAUCAUGAAUGCUUCAGGAUCGUAUUUAUCAGUAAUGUUGGCGAUGCAGUGAGCGUCCGUUGAUUAAUAUUCUCAAUCAAUACAUGUGAAACACACAUCAAAUAAUGUGCAAAUCAUUUAGAAAAAAACACAGAACACACGUUAUUUUUUUCAAGUACACACACGUAGAAUAAUUUAAAGAGCAUGAUGCAGAAUAUAAAUAUUUCAAACUCUGAAACUCUGAGAUAUAAUGUACACAUAGUUAAAGUUAGGCAAAGCAAAUUCGAAGAAACUUAAUAUUUUCCAAAUAAAUAUCUCUCUAGUAUUGACAGUAUCAAAUCGUUUUGAACGACAUUACGAGACAUAGAUAUAUACCACAAUUUUAUUUUAUAAUAAAUUACUUACUUUUACAUUACUUAACUGUCAUCCACAGGUGAUUUGAUUAAUCUUUCGCCGAAUAUUGUUACAGCAUCGACGCACAGAUGUGUACACGUCCCCAUAACAUCACGCAAUAUUUUCUAUUUCUCCGUUGAAUGUUUCUCUACUCCCCCCUCCAGAUUUUAAAAUUACCCCGAGAGUCUUCAAGCCCAUUCGUCAUCGGAUAUACAUUGUCCCGCCUAUGUCCGCAUGUAUCAUUGCAUAUUUAAGAUUAAACAAUUGCGAUUAUGAACUGGCAGACCAGAAAGACCAGAAAGAGGGAGAAAUA
Molecule: messenger RNA, 1965 nt
Organism: Pogonomyrmex barbatus (red harvester ant)
Lineage: Eukaryota; Metazoa; Arthropoda; Insecta; Hymenoptera; Formicidae
Product: odorant receptor 82a-like
Biological process (GO): sensory perception of smell; detection of chemical stimulus involved in sensory perception of smell
Cellular component (GO): plasma membrane
Molecular function (GO): olfactory receptor activity; odorant binding
Source: RefSeq, a predicted model, not a curated record